This is a messenger RNA of Australozyma saopauloensis, 1386 nucleotides long. It is a transcript of the gene HSX11, whose product is annotated as Hsx11p. Gene Ontology annotation, biological process: glucosylceramide biosynthetic process. Gene Ontology annotation, molecular function: ceramide glucosyltransferase activity. Bases 1 to 1386 code for a protein of 461 amino acids. Gene Ontology annotation, cellular component: membrane. The record is from RefSeq and is a predicted model, not a curated record. NCBI's taxonomy places the organism in Eukaryota, Fungi, Ascomycota, Pichiomycetes, Serinales, Metschnikowiaceae. The transcript has a single exon.
AUGAUCCAGGAGGUUUUCGGCUCCAUCUGCCUCGUAUGGUACAUGGUCAUAGUCACAGUAGCGACGCUAGGGUUUCUCAGCAUUCGGAGUAAUUUCGCUGUUCCGCUGGCUCCAAAACAGACACCCUACGAUGUAGAACCAGUGACGAUCAUUCGUCCUAUAAAAGGUGUUGAUCCAGAACUUACGACCUGCUUGGAACUGUCUUUUCUACAAAAAUACCCUGUCGAGCGUCUACAGAUCUUGUUUUGUGUGGCUGACAGAAACGAUCCUGCCAUUCCCAUUCUCCAACAACUUGUUCAGAAGUAUCCACACAUUGACGCGCAGAUCUUGAUUUCGGAACCUGACACAGACCAUUACGGACCAAACCCGAAGGUGAACAAUUUGGCCAAGGGCUUCCUCGCUGCUAAGUAUGAUCUUCUAUGGAUAAUGGAUCUGAACGUGUGGGCUCUGGCUGAUAUACUCUUGAGCUCGGUUCAAACCAUGAACGAGAAUUUGAAUUGUAACGAGCCAGUCAAAGAUGGCGGUCGGCGGGUGAAACUAGUCCACCAUGUCCCACUUGCAUUGUCUCUUGAUGAUCUGCGAUACGGGAAAGGUAGUCUACUAGACGAGAUGUUUCUCUUCACCUCCCAUCUGAAGUUUUACGUUAGUUUGAAUAACGCUUCCAUUGCUCCGUGUGUCAACGGAAAAUCGAACAUGUAUAGAAAGUCUGAUCUUGAUUAUGCGGUGUCCCAAAUCCCCGUGAAAAAGUCGCCGUUCUUCCUGGAGAGCUCUGUCGUAGACGAUGCUGCUAGAAUCUCCUUCAAGGGCCCCGGACACUCCAUUGAGUUUUUUGCGAAGUAUAUCGGAGAGGAUAACAUGAUAGCCAUCGCGCUUUGGGAAUAUUGCUAUGGCCGGACGGCUCUUACGGGUGACGUCGUAAUCCAGCCUCUCGAGGCACAGGACCAGCAAAACUCAGUUUUUGAGUACUGUAAUAGAAGAGUCAGAUGGCUUCGUGUCCGGAAAUACAUGGUUCUCGCAGCCACGCUAGUUGAGCCGACUACAGAGUCAAUCAUAUGUGGACUAAUGGGAACGUUUGGCAUGUGUACCACUUUUUGGGGUACCACGUUUAGCAUGAAAUUGUUUCUAUUGCACUUGACUUGUUGGCUCAUUGCUGACUAUGACCAAUACUACAGAUGGAUUGAGAAUAUAAACCGCACUGGCUGCAAACCGCACUGGUUGCAAAACAUAGCUCCAAACGAAAGGUCCAAAUCGAAAUGGCUCCAGAUAUGGCUCAUGCGAGAAAUUUUUGCCCUUCCGAUUUGGGUGGCUGCAAUGUGCGGUCAUACUAUCAAUUGGAGAGGAAAGCCUUUCAUGAUUAAAAAAGAUCUUUCCGCAAGUGAGCUUUAA